UGCAGGGCCGUGCUGCAGUGCGGCUCCAGGCAGCGGCCAUGGCUGGGAAGAUCACCAAAAUCCUGCUGGUGCUGGCCAUCCUCCAGUACAGGCUGAGGGUGGAUGCCCAGGCGACGCAGACCAGAGCAGGGGUUCUGAGUCUGCAUGAGGAGCAGCAGAGCCAGAUGAGUUGGCUGACCAGGGCUGGAAAGAUCACCAAAAUCCUGGUGCUGCUGGGCAUCCUCCAGUAUGCAGUGUGGAUGGAUAAUUCAUCAGUGAAGGUCACAGAAGAGCUCCUGAGGCAGCAUGAGAAGGAGCGCAUUGUGGAGAUGGCCCAGCUGCUGGUGAUGGAGAAGCAGCGUGGACUCACCCCGGGAAGAAUGCUCAUCCUGGCUUGCCAGGAGUGGUGGUUCUGGGUCGGUGCUGAAAUCCUCCUCCUGCUCUUUGGGAUCUACUGGCUGCCCAGGCAGAGCAGCUCUGACUGGGAUGAUGGCAGCCAGUGGGAAACCUCCACCAGUGCCCAGGAGCAGACAGAGGAGAAGGAGGAGGACCGUGAGGACAAUCCUGACACGCCAGAGAAGCCCCCAGAUAAGAGAUGGGCACCGUGGAGGAUCUUCUGUCGAGACAGCCCUGUGGCUGUGGAGAGCAGCGACCAGGAAGUGUGCUCUGCUACCUCUCCUCCCAGCUGAGGAGACAAACAAGAGUUCAGAUCCCUGCUUCCUGUGCAGCCCCUGCAAAUAGUCCCA
Molecule: messenger RNA, 725 nt
Organism: Zonotrichia leucophrys gambelii
Lineage: Eukaryota; Metazoa; Chordata; Aves; Passeriformes; Passerellidae
Exons: 4
Coding region: 39-668 (209 amino acids)
Source: RefSeq, a predicted model, not a curated record